AUGGCGGCGUCUUUUUCGAUUGACGGUGUCACGUGUUGCCAGUGUGGGCCAGGGCCGUGCGUUUGGUCCAUGUAUCUCGGAACUGGAGAACGCGCUGGUUUGGUGAUGGCAGCAGCGGGCAGCCGAGGUUUUGACGAGGCGCGAUGGCUGCCCGGACAGCGCUUCGUGCCACAAUGUUCCAGCUCCCACAACACGGCGGAGGAAAUGAUGCAGUCCGCCAACCAAAUACUGCACCAGCUGGAGGCCGCAGGUGCAGCAACGCACGCAGCUCAGCACGCUGGCAACAAUGGCAGCAUCGUCAGCGGAUACGCGAGCUCCACAGGUAGCAUGUCCUCCACUUAUAACAACAAUAGCAGCAGCAGCAAGGACAGUCGAGAUAGCAGGGACAGCAGGGACGGCGGCGAUAGCUUGUCGUCCAUGGAUGAGUACAGCAGUAGCACGCUGGACUUCUCAGACUUGGCAAACGAGGACGCCGUCGCGGACGCGGCCAAAGGCGAGGGCAUUGCGGGAGCUUACGGCAAAGCAAACUACGAGGCAAGUCGCGCACCUAACGGGCUCGGCCAUGCGGUCUACCGACCCAUCAUCCUCCCGGGGCUGCACACGGGCACAGCACAACACAGCACAUCGCAUCCGCACGUUUUGCGUCUGGACGCGACAGCUCGCGCCCGUCGGUUUUUCGUUCGACGUCGGGAUCUGCUUCGCGAGCACCGCCUGCAGCCCCGGGACCUGCGGCGCAUUGACCCCUCCAUCGACUUCACGAAGACCUCCCCCUCCAUCACCAUUAAGGAGGACGUGUUGCUGCUCAACUUGGGCGGUGUCAGGGCUAUUGUGACGGCGGAGAAGGCGCUGCUGUUCGAGCCCAACUCGGCCACCACUCGAAAGUUCUUAGAGGUGGUGUUACCGCGGCUCCAGACCCACGGCCAAGCCCGGCAGCAGGCACUCAUGCGGGGGCCCCCGUCCGCCUACGUGAACGUGUCGCACGCGGACUACAUGGCACGGUUUUACUACCAGGUCCUCGAGGGCGCACUGAUGGUGGCCGUGGGUCGCCUGGACGCGGAGAUGAGCGGCGUCACGGACCGCGUGUCGGCGCUGCUGACUAAGCUGCCGGGUGACAUCACGCCGGUGAACCUGGAGGAGUUGCGGCGUGUGAAGCAGGCGCUGGUGGAGCUGGAGGACAAGGCGGACACGUUGAGGGAGAUGCUGGAGGAGCUGAUGGACGACGAGGACGAGCUGAGGGAGCUCAAUCUGAGCAGCCGCCCUCGGAGAGAGGACCGCCGGCGGCAGCGGGAGCGCAACCGCCUGGAGCGGGAGGUGGAGCGAGCCAGGGAGAUCAAGGAGGAGCUGGAGGAGCGGGCGUUGGAUGACGGACAGCCGAUCACGGCGGCGCUGCCGAUGCCGCCAAUGCCAAUGUCAAUGCCACCAGCAACGCCGCCGUUGACGUCGACGGCGGCGGCGGCGGCGGCUUCGCCGCCGGGGACUGGUGCCGACGGCGGCAGCGUCACGCUGUACGGCCCGUACGGCCCGGUAGGGCCGCCACCGUCGGCAUUGUCUCCUGGGGCGGCGAAGCUGAAUGGUUAUGUUUCGCCGCCGGGUUUGAACGGGAGUGGCAGCGGCGGCGGCGGCUAUUAUCCACACAUUCCCGGUGUGAGCGGCGUGGCUGUCGUACGCGGGCCGGGUGGGGUGUAUUCGCCUGGCGGCUUGGCGCCGCCGCCGCCACCGGCGCCGCUGCCAUCGUCGGCUGUUGGCGGCGGAAAUGGCGUAGUGGCGUACCCCCCGAUGCAAGGGGGCCCGUACCUUGGCGAGUCAGCGGCGGCGGCAGCGGGACGCCGGGAGCCUACGACGGCGCGGCAGGAGCGCCUGAGGGAGCUCCGUACAAAGUACGACAGAGAGCGGUUGAGAGAGCUUCGCGCGCGAUUUGGCUGGGUGCGCGAGGGUCGCGACGACAGCGGCGCCGCCGCCGGCAGCCUGGGCUCCAGCGGUGUUGCAGCCGCCGCCGCCGCCGGUACGGCAACGGCAGCCGGCGUGCGAAAGGAAGAACGAGAGCGGGAUCGCCGCAAAGAACUUAUCGAAGAAGCUGACUUUAUGAGCCGGCUAGGUGACAGCGAAGAGGACCUCCAGGAGGCUCAGGAUGCGUUAGAGGAGAUGGUGGAGGAGGAGGAGGAGGAGGCCGAGCUCGAGGAGGUGGAGGACCUGUUGGAAUUCUACUUGCAGAGGGCGAGUGGGUUGCAGUCCGAGGCGGAGCGCAUGUUGGCCGGUGCUCGCGAUCUGGAGGAAUCGAUCGGGGUAUCUCUCAGCGCCCGUCGCUACGAAGUCAACCGACUGGAGCUGAUGCUGUCUAUCGGCUCUUUCGCUGCCGCAGUGGGCGCCAUGCUGGCCGGCAUCUUUGGCAUGAACAUGAGGUCGAACUUGGAGCAGAGCGCUGUGUCGUUUUGGGGCGUCACAGCUGCGAUCGUGCUGGGGUGUGCCUGGAUCUUCUUUGCGGUCAUGAGAUACACGCGGAGCAAACGCAUCCUUUAA
This is a messenger RNA of Volvox carteri f. nagariensis, 2517 nucleotides long. It is a transcript of the gene mrs4, whose product is annotated as Mg2+ transporter protein. The coding region runs from base 1 to 2517 and encodes 838 amino acids. Gene Ontology annotation, molecular function: magnesium ion transmembrane transporter activity. The record is from RefSeq and is a predicted model, not a curated record. The transcript is spliced from 9 exons. Gene Ontology annotation, cellular component: membrane. Gene Ontology annotation, biological process: magnesium ion transport; transmembrane transport. NCBI's taxonomy places the organism in Eukaryota, Viridiplantae, Chlorophyta, Chlorophyceae, Chlamydomonadales, Volvocaceae.